Molecule: messenger RNA, 858 nt
Organism: Caenorhabditis remanei
Lineage: Eukaryota; Metazoa; Nematoda; Chromadorea; Rhabditida; Rhabditidae
Exons: 4
Coding region: 1-858 (285 amino acids)
Molecular function (GO): protein binding
Source: RefSeq, a predicted model, not a curated record
AUGUCGUAUGAAGCCAUUCGAUUCAAAUCUGCGGACAAAAUCAUAAGUACUACUACUGAUUAUUCUGCUCUGGACACUAGUGAAACUAAUGGAUUGUCAUGCGUGGCUAAAACCAAAACAACUCCACAAGAAACUUUUGUUUGUUGGACCUUUGAUUGGAACCAACUGAUUGCUGAUAGAGUCAUCGGAUUCACUGGAGAAAUUAUUGUGAAGAAACCAUCAGAGAUAGUUAUUCCAGUAAAUUUGUUCAAGAAUAAAAAAGAGAUAGUUCACAAGUUUUUGGAAAUUCCAACUCCUGUAAACCUUCAGUUUGAGUACUCACUUUUACCAAUUCUGUCAACUGAAAUAUACGAUCAGAUGUUUUUACCUUCCGCGAAGAAUGACGCAAUACUGGAAGUGGAUGGGUUAAAGUUGUCUGUUAAUAAAGCAUUCCUCUCCUACCACUCUGACUUCUUCUGUGCUCUGUUUUCAUCAAACUUUAAAGAAGGAAAUAUGAACGAAAUUCCUAUCAAAGAUGUGUCUUACGAUGAAAUCGGGCUACUUCUCAGCACGAUUAACCCAAAACCUACUUUCCCUAACGACAAAACCGUUCCAAAGAUACUGGAGCUAGCCGAUCGAUUCCUGGUCCCAUCUGCAAUCUACCACGUGGAAUAUCAUCUUCUGAAUAACACCAAAAUUGAAAAUGAGAAGUUGUUGUGGAUGGCCGAUAGAUAUGGAAUGGAGGAGCUUUUGGAGAAGAUGAUCAAGGAAUUGGAUUCUAUUCAGAAGGCGAAACAACUGAAAGCUUCCGAUGGCUAUGAAGAAUUGUCUGACAAGGCGAAGGCAAAGAUUUUGGAUAAGAUUAUGACAAUUAUCUGA